This is a messenger RNA of Cladocopium goreaui, 2845 nucleotides long. The record is from the annotation of a GenBank genome assembly. Lineage: Eukaryota; Dinophyceae; Suessiales; Symbiodiniaceae.
GGUGGAGAUGACUCCCGGGUCCCCCCUGGCGAGCGGCUACAACUCCGGCGACGCCCCCAGCCGCGCCAUGGACGGCGACGCAUCCAGCCUGUGGACGGCGAACUGCGCAACGGCGUGCAACGAGACGCGGAAGUAUUGGCUGGGCGUGGAACUUCCCAAUAAUGCCCCGGAAGCGGAAGAGGAGGAACUCAUGGUGCGAUGUUUCCGGAUCUGGCAAUCAGAACGGCUGGAGCAACAGAUGAUCAGCACUCAGAUCCAGCUGUGGAACGGUGAGAUCUACAUCCUGUCGCCCAUGACCAAAACAGGUUCACUGCACGAACUCGGAGGUGGCGUUUGGUCCAGACCUGCAGCCAGCUUCAUGACGCGGUGGCGUUUGGUGCCCAAAGCAGAGGAAAAUCGGCACUGGAGGGUCUUGGAGCUGGAGAUGUACGCAGAUUCCAAGUGCAGGAAUCGCUUGCCAGUGGCUGGCUUGGAGGGAGGUGGUGAGACGGUGCUGGCGUCCAGCUACUUUCCGCUGAUCACCGGCUUCCGCCGCGCCGAGCGCGGCAAGAUGUGGUCGGAAGCGCAGCAGUUGAGCGAUUUGGAUACCAGCACGGGCAUCCUGAUUCGCCACGAACCCAACCGCUCACAUCCGGGUUUUCUGGGCGUUGACUACCUUUCUGGGGCAGUUUGGGUGCGAUGUGUGAAGUUGAUGCAGGGCUCGAUGCCCAUGGAGUACGUCCCCUCCGUGACCUUGCAACUCUGGGAUGGUGCCGAAUGGCGAAGUGAGGAUCCCGAGCUGAGCUCGGUGGAGGUGAACCUGAACGGCCUCGGCGGGGGCGGAUGGCAGCGGCGCCCCGCGGAACCUGGGACCCUGUGGCGCCUGGAGAAUGCGGAGCUGGUGCCGCAAGGCUGGGCCGUUUACGAGGUGGAAUUCUUUGAAGAAAGCAAUUGCAAUGGAAAGCUUCGAGGGGAUGUGGUGGCCAGUGGCUAUGCGCCUCCGCUCUCCAAGAACGGCCCGGAGAACGCGGUGGAUGGCAACGAAACCACGGUGUGGAUGUCCCAGUGCUGCCCAGUCGAGGAAGGCGAUCGUCCUAGGGGCUUCGAGUUGCUGGAACCUGCCGUGGGCUGCGCGCCUGGGGACGCCUGGGUGGGUUUAGAUCUGGGUGCGGACAACGCCGUGGAGAAGGUCUGGUGUUUGUGUAUGACCGUUUUUGUGUUCCUGCUUUGGAUUUUCAUUAUCUAUCAGUACGGCAUCUUCUUCUGCGUGGAGAAGGCGAACAAGGCGACAGAGAGCUCGCGCUCGACUUUUGUGGUGGCAGAUUCGCAAGCGGUAUACGGUUGCAUCCCUGACAACGUUGCAGUGGAUCUAUCAGACCCUACGAAGCCAUCACUCUUUCGAUCCGAUCCAUCUUCAGCAGAUUUCCUUUGCCCUGACUGCAGCAACCAUGGCGACUCGUGGACAACCAUGGCAUUGCGCUUGGUGUCAGAAGGAUGUCAAAGGCGAGUCCCCAAGAAGUCUCCAGCACGACCACAGAAGAAGAACGACAACAAACAAGGGAAAGCGCGCAUCGUUCCACCUGCCGAACCAGAAUGGGGUGGAUCUCAAGAUCAUGCACCAGAUUCUACUGCUGCGGCUUCCAAACCGAGUGCAGCGGAGAUGCAAUUGAAGGAGCUGGCAUCGGCGGUGAAACAGAUGGAUCAGCCGCUGACCACCGAUGUGCAGCGAGCCCUUGCCAAUGCGCAGAAGCUUGUGGUCGUGGACCCAACUAUUCAGUUGCAGAGUGCAGCAGCCAAAUUGGGCCACGCACGAGAUCAAUUGCUGCUGGCGCGAAAGGCACGGCAAAAUCUACACAAUUCGUGGGCGAAGUUCAUCGCCGAGGCAGUUCAACGAUGGAACAAACACACCGAGGACUUCGAAACCAAGGACGCUGCGCAUGCAGCGGCAAUUCAGGAAGCCUUGGAAAAGUAUCAGAGUGCGAAGGACACCAUGGAGAAAUCCAAAGAGGCAGUGAGUGCCUCGGACAUCGUGGCCACAGAUCUCGCCGAACCGUCGGAGGAAGAGCUCAUGGCCGAUGUGACGCCCAGCAUUCAGGACGAUAUGAGAUCCAUGGUGAGAACCUUCGACGAGAUCAGAGCCAGGCAAGAAGAAAUCAUCGACGGUUCGGGGGGGCAAGUAGACAGAUAUGAGGCCUGCCUACCCCCAGCGGAGUUGAUUGCUAUGUGCACUUCGCAGUGGACGCAUAGCAUCUUGGACGAGUCAGACUUCACUGCGCCAUGGUUCGCCACGGAAAGGGCGAUUGAUCAGUGCAUCAGUGUCCACGGAUUUGAUGCUUGUUCCCAGCUUUUGGAUGGGUCCAAAAGUCUCUAUGCUGAUCUACGUCCUCGUGCUCGACACCAUCAAAUUUUGCGGCCUGUGACCUUUUCAUCUCAUGUCGAGGUGUGGUAUGGUCGUGAGAGUGACACUUUGUCAUCAACAAUUUUGACACAUGAGCAGCUUGGUACCUGGCAUGACAAGCCUUGGACAUUGGAUCUUGACAAACAUGCAGCUGUUGUGGAACCGCUGUCCACGGAGGCCGUGUUGAUCCCGACAGUCUGUAAUUCCAAUUAUGAGCCAACUUGCUCGCAACCACGAAAUCACAGUGCUGAUGCUCACCACGCACAGAUCGGUGACAAUGCUGCACAUUUGAUUCCGGAUGCAGCACCGCGUCCAAGUGAUUUCGCCAUUUAUGAUAUGCAUUCUUCAUGGCACCUUCACCUACGAGUUGAAUGGCGGGAGCAUGCGACUUCGCAAUAUGGAGGAGAACGCAUUAUGAAGAUCCAAACAUGGUAUUUCACUAACUUAAGAAUGCAUCCCAGAUCGUAG